Messenger RNA from Columba livia (rock pigeon), 610 nucleotides. Its product is annotated as cytochrome b-c1 complex subunit 6, mitochondrial. The record is from RefSeq and is a predicted model, not a curated record. Bases 116 to 379 code for a protein of 87 amino acids. Lineage: Eukaryota; Metazoa; Chordata; Aves; Columbiformes; Columbidae. The transcript is spliced from 4 exons. Gene Ontology annotation, biological process: mitochondrial electron transport, ubiquinol to cytochrome c.
UGCCCUCUAGGGGGCGAUCCCAGCGCGCUGCGUGCGCGCUUCCGCUUCCUGGGCGCGCAGCCGCGCUUCCGGCGGGUGACCCUGGCGAGUCCUUCUGUGCGGCGGCAGCGGAGCGAUGGGGCUGCGGGACCGCGUUGUGCACGCCGGGGAGCCCGAGGAGGAGGAGGAGGAGGAAGAGCUGGUGGACCCCUUAACCACGGUGCGGGAGCACUGCGAGCAGCUGGAGGAAUGCGUGAAGGCGCGGCAGCGGCUGGAGGAGUGCGACGCGCGCGUGUCCUCCCGGUCCCAGACAGAAGAGCAGUGCACGGAGGAGCUUUUUGACUUCCUGCACGCCAGGGACCACUGCGUUGCUCACACACUCUUCAAGAAGCUGAAGUGAAGGCGGGUGUGAUCGCCCACCAGCUCCCGCAGCCCGUGUCCGUGGUUCCUGGGCUCACCUACCGCUCCGUGCCCGUUCCUCGCCCAAGUAUAAAUGAAAUGGUCUCUUCGCAGUGACCGAGUGUCAGCGCGUUGCUGUGUCUGUGCUCAUGGAAGAUGCGCGUUCACGCAAAAAACAUGUUGUUGUUCUGUAAUUUUCCAUAUUAAACAUUUUAGAGUUAUCAUGAAAAUA